This is a messenger RNA of Malus domestica (apple), 1114 nucleotides long. RefSeq lists its product as uncharacterized. Lineage: Eukaryota; Viridiplantae; Streptophyta; Magnoliopsida; Rosales; Rosaceae. Gene Ontology annotation, biological process: root development; shoot system development. The record is from RefSeq and is a predicted model, not a curated record.
UGAGAUCUUUGAAAAACAAAGAACAACCUCAUCAACUUUGAGCUUUUUGUCAAACACAAAUUAAAACCCUAAACCAUGGCUGCCAAGUACAAUGUAAUCAGAUCAAUCAGCUUGCCCUCAAGGUCACACCCCACCACUAUUAGAGUUGAAGAGGAGCUGAGCAAGCUCCAAGCAUCUUCAUCUUGUGCUUCAACUUCAAACUCAAUCUGCAAAUCUAUAUGUGGUCUAGAGGAGUUGUAUGAGUGUGUGGAUGAUCUUUUACAGAUGGCAUCAACCCAACGGCUCCUUUCUCAACAUCAACAGCAGAAAUGCAUGGAUGAUUUGUUGGAUGGAUCAGUGAAGCUCUUGGACAUAUGUGGUAUCACAAGAGACACCAUUUCAAUAAUCAAGGAACAUGUUAGAGCUCUUCAAUCUGCUCUUAGGAGGAGAAAAGGAGACUCAAGCCUUGAAGGCUGCAUUGCCAAUUACACUUGUUUCAGAAAGAAGAUGAAGAAGGAUGCCAAGAAAUUGAUCACAUCUUUGAAGCGAGUAGAUAACAAAAUUGACGCAUCACAACUUUUAGAGCAAGACCACCAUCUCACCGCUGUGAUUCGAGUUCUUAGAGAAGUUUGUGUUGAGAACAUGUCUAUCUUCCAAUCACUCUUGGUCUUUUUAGCUGUUCCUGUUUCAAAGCCAAAGGUAAACAAGUGGUCUCUUGUAUCAAAGUUCAUACACAAGGGAGUGAUAGCAUGUGAAGAUCAGAACGAAGACAUUAUUAGCCAUGAGUUGGAUGGUGUUGAUGCUGCCCUCUACUCUCUAUCCAAAUCUUCUUCAGCUGAUGUUGGGAAGGUGCAAAGUACACAAAAAAGAUUGGAGGCUUUGGAAAUCAUCAUUGAAGGCCUUGAGAAUGGUUUGGACAGCGUUUUCAGGCGCUUGAUUAAAACAAGAGCUUCUCUUUUGAACAUAAUCUCACAAUGAUGUUCUCUCAAAGGCCACAUUCAUUUAUCCCAAAAUCCUCCAAGGCAUCCGCAUUUUAUUAGGAUCCCUUUGGGAUUAUAAUUUUUUUGAUACAUUUGUAUAUGUAUACAUAUAGUCACACAAUGCAAUACAGUUGAGACCCAAGUUUUUAAUCUUA